Molecule: messenger RNA, 1888 nt
Organism: Sphaerulina musiva SO2202
Lineage: Eukaryota; Fungi; Ascomycota; Dothideomycetes; Mycosphaerellales; Mycosphaerellaceae
Product: t-complex protein 1 theta subunit
Exons: 2
Coding region: 66-1763 (565 amino acids)
Biological process (GO): protein folding
Cellular component (GO): chaperonin-containing T-complex
Molecular function (GO): ATP binding; ATP hydrolysis activity; ATP-dependent protein folding chaperone
Source: RefSeq, a predicted model, not a curated record
CUCGUCACCCUCACCCUCAACUCAUCUCACUUCCCUCACUUCCGCUCCCUCUGACUGCACCCACCAUGUCGCUCGCUAUUCCUGGCGCACCCAACGCUGGGCUGUUCAAGCCCGGCUACCAAAACUACGACGCAGAGGAUGGCGCUGUGAUCCGCAACAUCGAUGCCUGCCGCCAGAUCGCCAGCACCGUGCAGACGUCGCUGGGCCCGUAUGGGCGCAACAAGAUUGUCAUCAAUCACCUCCAGAAAAUGAUCCUCACCAACGAUGCAGCCACCAUCCUCCGCGAGCUCGAAGUCGUCCAUCCCGCCGCAAAGCUCCUCGUCAUGGCUUCUCAGCAACAGGAAGCCGAGAUGGGUGAUGCAACGAACAUGGUCAUUGUAUUCGCGGGAGAGCUACUGAAGAAGGCAGAAGAGCUGAUUCGGAUGGGCCUGAAAACUUCGGAGAUUGUGCAAGGUUACGAGAGAGCAGGCAAGGCAGCGCAAGAAAUCUUGGAGCAGCUCGAAGUGGACAAAGUGGAGGACAUCAGAAAUCAAGAAGAGCUCGCUAAGGCGUUGAAGACGGUGAUUGCGGCCAAACAGAGCGGGAACGAGGAGUUUUUGGCAGACUUGGUCGCCGAGGCGGUGUUGGCGGUAUUGCCAAAGAACCCAUACAACUUCAACGUAGACAACGUGAGAGUGGUGAAGAUCAUGGGAGGUGGACUGGAGCAGAGCAGAGUCGUCAAAGGAAUGGUGUUUGGGCGAGAGCCAGAUGGAACGGUGAAGAAGGUGCAAAAGGCUAAGGUCGGCGUCUUCAGCUGUCCCAUCGACAUCUCACAGACAGAGACCAAGGGAACAGUCCUCCUCAAGAACAGCAAAGAACUGCUGAAUUUUACAAAAGGCGAAGAGUCUCAAAUGGAGAAUACCAUCAAGGAACUGCAUGACUCCGGCCUGCGCGUAGUAGUGGCAGGAUCCACAGUCGGCGAACUGGCAAUGCACUACCUCAACCGCUUCGGAAUACUCGUCAUCAAGGUCUUAUCGAAGUUCGAACUCCGCCGAUUAUGCCGCGUGCUGGGCGCUACACCGCUCGCACGUCUCGGCGCACCCAUGCCAGAUGAAAUGGGCAACAUCGACAUUGUCGAGACGCUCGAGAUCGGCGGCGACCGCGUGACAGUGUUCCGACAAGAAAACGAACAAACCCGCACAGCAACUCUUGUCCUUCGCGGCGCAACACAAAACCACCUCGACGAUGUCGAACGAGCUGUCGACGAUGGUGUGAACGUUGUGAAAGCCAUUACCAGAGAUCCGAGAUUAGUCCCUGGAGCCGGCGCGUCUGAAAUGCAACUUAUCGAGCGCAUCACCACCCUCGCAGACAAGACAUCUGGGCUCGCACAGUACGCCAUCAGAAAGUACGCCGAAGCAUUUGAAGUCAUUCCACGUACGCUUGCCGAGUCCGCUGGGUUAGAUGCCACAGAAGUUCUCGCACGCCUUUACACGGCUCACGCACAACAAGCGCAGCGCGAUGAAACGUGCAAGCCAAAGUCGGACAGCGAAGAGGAGGAUGUCCCAGCUAUCGGCGUAGACCUCGACACGAGUGGGUCAUCAGGGAGUGGAACGCUGGAUGCGGAGGAAGAGGGCAUUCUUGAUCUCAUGGUCACCAAGAGCUGGGCAAUCAAGCUCGCUACGGAAGCUGCGAGGACGGUGCUGAGUGUCGAUCAGAUCAUUGUGGCGAGACAGGCCGGUGGACCCAAACCACCUCAGCCCAACGCGAACUGGGACGAGGAUUAGAGGUUCAAGCGAUGAUUUCGUAUGAAAAAAAGGGGCAAUUGACAGCAUAGAUGGUGCCGGUAGAAAGGCACUGGUAUGUAGAGUAUAUACCCGCUGGAUGAAUCAAAACCAGCAUCUACGACGAC